CAAGAGCACGGGCUGUUGUGAAGGCACCACAGCAUUGCAGCAGGGCUUUGUUCUGUUCCUGUCCGAGCACAACCUGCCAGGACACUUCGAGCUGAGCACGAGCAGAGCCGCGGGGCUGGGCCACGUGCGGAGCUGCUGCUGUGGGGCUGUUACUCAAACGACAAACAUCCACCAGCCCCGGCUCCAGAGAACCGCCUGCGAGUGCCAGGGACCGGUGGUGACGCCGUUACAAACAAAAAAAUGGGGCGAGAAGGGACAACAGAGCGAUGGCCUCUCUGCCUCCCAAGCCCAUCACGCCGGUGACCCCUGGCGCGGAGCGGGGCCCGCCCCAAAACAAACAGCUCGGGCGGUAUAAGUGCGCGGCGGGCGCGCUGCCGGCAGCGCCGCAGCACAAGAUGCCGCGCUGUGACACGGGCCCCGCGCCGCGGGACGGCGCCUGGGCGCAGGUGAGCUCCGCGGCGGCGAGCGGCGCGUACCCGAAGCGGGUGAAGGUGGUGGAGGUGGGACCCCGCGACGGGCUCCAGAACGAGAAGAAUGUUGUGCCCACCCCAGUGAAGAUCAAUUUGAUCAACAUGCUGUCAGAGACAGGGCUGCAGGUCAUAGAGGCCACCAGCUUCGUGUCCCCCAAGUGGGUUCCUCAGAUGGCUGAUCACACUGAAGUCAUGCAGGGGAUUAAUAAAUUACCUGGGAUCAGUUACCCUGUGCUGACUCCAAACCUGAAGGGAUUCCAGGCAGCGGUGGCAGCAGGGGCCAAAGAGGUGUCGAUCUUUGGGGCAGCAUCUGAGCUGUUCACCAAGAAAAACAUCAACUGCUCCAUCGAGGAGAGCCUGGAGAGGUUUGAGGAGGUCAUGAAGGCAGCAAGGGAAGCCAGCAUUCCUGUCAGGGGAUACGUUUCCUGUGUCCUUGGAUGUCCCUAUGAAGGGAAGAUUUCUGCAGCUAAAGUUGCAGAGGUCUCCAAGAAGAUGUACUCCAUGGGGUGCUACGAGAUCUCCCUGGGGGACACCAUCGGCGUGGGCACCCCUGGCAGCAUGAGGGAGAUGCUGGCAGUGGUGAUGAAGGAGGUGCCCGUGGGGGCUCUGGCUGUUCACUGCCACGACACCUAUGGACAGGCUCUGGCCAACAUCCUGGUGGCCCUGCAGAUGGGGGUGAGCGUGGUGGAUGCUUCUGUGGCCGGCCUUGGGGGGUGUCCCUAUGCCCAGGGAGCCUCUGGCAACGUGGCCACAGAGGACUUGGUGUACAUGCUGAAUGGGCUGGGCAUCCACACGGGAGUGGAUCUCCAGAAGCUGAUGGACACAGGCACCUUCAUCUGCAAUGCCCUGAACAGAAAAACCAAUUCCAAGGUGUCUCAGGCCUCCUGCAGACUGUGACACUGAGAGGAAUUCCUGCUUGGGUCGGGAACAAACCAAGGAUCCAGCACUGGCUGGGAUUCCUCUCUGAUCCCCUGAGCUCCUUCCCAGCUCAGCACUUGAGAGGAAGCUCAAAGUCCA
This is a messenger RNA of Ficedula albicollis (Collared flycatcher), 1487 nucleotides long. It is a transcript of the gene HMGCL, whose product is annotated as 3-hydroxymethyl-3-methylglutaryl-CoA lyase. The coding region runs from base 267 to 1367 and encodes 366 amino acids. Lineage: Eukaryota; Metazoa; Chordata; Aves; Passeriformes; Muscicapidae. The record is from RefSeq and is a predicted model, not a curated record. Gene Ontology annotation, biological process: L-leucine catabolic process; ketone body biosynthetic process. The transcript is spliced from 9 exons. Gene Ontology annotation, molecular function: hydroxymethylglutaryl-CoA lyase activity.